CUAAAAUUUAUAUUGCAGCUGGUCAUUCGGUUUUUGGGGUAACAGAAAUUUGAACACCCAUUUGUUGCCCAGUUCUUCAGCGGAACCUUGAUUUCCGAAUCUGGCAAACAAAAAAUCUGAGAAAAAUGUCCAAAAUUCACCAAUCCAUCACAUUCACAUGUCUAUUGUUGAAUUGAACUGUUAUGAAACCUCCGAGAAGAACAGUCACCUCUCACCUCCUACUCAGAAACCCAUCAACGUAUUCAAGAAAUCAUGAAAAAACCCCUUUUCUAAUCCCUCGCUUAUCGCCACCUGAAUCAGCUCAAUCCCAAAUCCCAUCAAGAACACGCCUUUCAUCCCCCAAGAUUCUUCCUUGCCCAUCCCUAAUUCCAAACGGCAUCAAGUUUAACAGUACCCAUCUUCUCAAUUCGCUAAACCAAUCAAAACCCACCAUCAAAAUCACGCGCUCAAGCUAUAUCACCCCGGAAAAUGGAUCGUUAUUCGCCAAAGCUCUUAUCCCUAUUGCAAAACCAGGUCCCAUUUCCAAUCCCUUUCGUUUUAGCCAAAUGGCCUGUAAAUUUGCUCAAAAUCGAUCAUCGUCAUCUGCAAAAUCGUGCCCUUUUGCUUCGGAUUCUGUCCCUGUUGUUGAUACUGUAAGUUCACCGAACGCGGGCUCGGAUCCUAUUGAUGCGGGAUCUUCGAUAAGAAAGCCCAUCAGCUUAUGGCCCGGAAUAUACCAUUCACCUGUGACAAAUGCAUUGUGGGAAGCAAGAUCGAGUAUUUUCGAGAGGCUGUCGAAUGCACAAGAAAGUGAUCCCCCACAGAGUGAGUUGAUCUCAAAAACUCCAUCUAAGAGUAGGACAAGCGUUCUGUAUAAGUUUUCUAGUGAUUAUAUACUCAGGGAGCAGUACAGAAAUCCUUGGAAUGAGAUUAGGCUUGGGAAGUUGCUUGAAGAUCUUGAUGCUUUAGCUGGAACUAUAUCCUUUAAGCAUUGUUCCAGUGAAGAUAGCUCCACAAGGCCCUUAAUAUUAGUUACAGCUUCUGUGGACAAGAUGGUACUCAGGAGACCUAUUCGGGUAGAAAGAGAUCUAACAAUAGCUGGUGCUGUUACUUGGGUCGGGCGAUCAUCCAUGGAGAUUCAAUUGGAAGUCACUCAGCCCUGUGAAGAAUUAUCCGAUCCCUCAGAUGCACUUGCUCUCACAGCAAACUUCACCUUUGUGGCCCGUGAUUCCAAGACUGGAAAGUCAACUAUGAUUAACCAAAUCUCUCCCGAAACAGAAAAGGAAAAAUUGCUUUGGGAAGAGGCUGAACAAAGGAACAAAUCCAGGAAAAAGAAGAAAGGGCAACAGAAGAAAGAAAUUAGCGACGAGGAAUUGAAGAGGCUCAAUGACUUGCUGUCUGAAGGCCGAGUUUUUUGCGACAUGCCGGCUUUAGCAGACAAAGAUAGUAUUCUUAUAAAGGAUACUUGCCUUCAGAACUCUCUAAUGUGCCAGCCACAGCAAAGGAACAUUCAUGGUCGGAUUUUCGGAGGGUUUUUAAUGAGAAGAGCUUUCGAGCUAGCCUUUGCAACUGCUUACUCAUUUUCUGGCAGUGCGCCUUGUUUUCUGGAAGUUGAUCAUGUAGAUUUCCUUAAACCGGUUGAUGUUGGGAACUUUCUACGUUUCAAUUCUUGUGUGUUGUUUACUGAACUUGAGAAUCCAGCACAACCGAUGAUUAAUGUGGAAGUUGUGGCUCACGUUAUGAGGCCUGAACAAAGAUCUAGUGAGGUAUCGAAUAAGUUCUACUUCACAUUCACCAUCAACUCAAAUGCACUUAAAAACGGUCAGAAGAUUCGGAAUGUCGUCCCUGCAACUGAGGAGGAAGCCAGACGAGUUAUCGAACGUAUUGAUGCUGAAAAGUCGUAGAAACUUCCAAUUCUUUAUACGGUUACCACAUUAGCUAAAUGUAGGCAUUGAAGGUUUGUUUUGAAGUCUAGUUCGUUUGCCAUUUCAAUAGUAAGGGUGUGUUUGGAUACAAAUAUAUCAGCUCAAACUAAGUUUUUUUUUUAACCAGAGAUAAUUUUGAAAAUUGUGGUAUAGUUAGUUGUUAAUGAAAUUUUGAUUUUAUUUUAAAAUAAUAUUUAAAAUAAAAAUAAUUAA
This is a messenger RNA of Striga asiatica, 2117 nucleotides long. The record is from the annotation of a GenBank genome assembly. Lineage: Eukaryota; Viridiplantae; Streptophyta; Magnoliopsida; Lamiales; Orobanchaceae.